Molecule: messenger RNA, 1053 nt
Organism: Penicillium chermesinum
Lineage: Eukaryota; Fungi; Ascomycota; Eurotiomycetes; Eurotiales; Aspergillaceae
Product: DUF2406 domain-containing protein
Exons: 5
Coding region: 1-1053 (350 amino acids)
Source: RefSeq, a predicted model, not a curated record
AUGUCCGUCCCCCAGGCAGCGGCUCCGGCCAGGAGUCGCGGGUUUAGCGUGAAAUCAGAGGCUUCCCGCAAGUCGAAGGACUCCGGGCACAAGAGCCACCUCUCGGAAAGUUCCCAGGAAAAGGCCCGUCGCAGUCUACAAACCAAGGCCGAUCCAACCGUCGCCAUGUACGAACUACAGCCCUCCGAGCAAGCGUUGGAAAAGUCCAAUCUGGGCUCCUUGCGAUCAUUGCGCCAUAAGGAUCAGUAUGGAAAUGUUAUCGAGGAUCCCGACAAGUCAAACCCCACACGCCCACGUUUGGAACGCCCCCUUGAUACCAUCCGAUCGUUCGAGGCUGCCAUUUAUGGUACAUACAGCAGUCAGCGCCCCACUUCAUAUGCUCGCACGGAAGACGGAGCAUCGCAAAUGGGCGAUUUCAGCCGACGUACAAGCUAUUAUGGUUCAAACAACUACCACAACCGCGGACACAGCGAACAAAAUGGAUACUAUGGACGACCGUCGCGCCCAGACGCCGACGGGUAUCAGAACGGUGGACCAAGCCAAGGACAGGAGAACCACUACCCCUACGGCAAUCGGCGCCCGCGCCAGCAGCCACGCAUGCCGAGCGAGCAAGGUGUGUACGGGAACAACGUCCCAUAUGGCCCUCCGACACCAAACAACUUCCAGCAGUCGUAUGACAACGUCACUGCGCUAUCGGGCUCGGGCUCGGGUUCCAACAACACCGAUCCGUACGGUAAUUCGACCGAUCCCAGUUCCCUCAAUAGCUCCAUGGACCAGCUGCAGCAGCAGGCUCUGCAGCAGCAACGGAUGGAGCAGCGUGCGCAGGCUGAAUACGGAUUCCAAGGCUUUGGCAGCGGGCCCAACCUCAAUAAUAACGGGUACCCUGCCUCGCCCGUGGCAAUGGACCAAGGCAUCGCGCAGAAGCCCGUAAUGACUGCUCAACCGUCGCCAUCACCUGCGACGAGCCGGUUGCGCAAGAAUACCAAUGAGACGAACGUUGCCCCGCCCGAGAAGCGAAAGAGCUGGUUGAAGCGUCGUUUCAGCAAAGACUAG